Molecule: messenger RNA, 1218 nt
Organism: Suillus subalutaceus
Lineage: Eukaryota; Fungi; Basidiomycota; Agaricomycetes; Boletales; Suillaceae
Product: aspartic peptidase domain-containing protein
Exons: 5
Coding region: 1-1218 (405 amino acids)
Biological process (GO): proteolysis
Molecular function (GO): aspartic-type endopeptidase activity
Source: RefSeq, a predicted model, not a curated record
AUGAUAUUCCCUUCCAAGGUUUUCCUGUCGAUCCUCUUUGUCGUGUUGUCCUCUGCAGAUGCAUCUCCUUUGCGUCCUGACGCUGGGAAAGCAACCCUCAGCUUUGCCGCUAGGGUGAACGCCAGGGGUGUUGUUAAUAUCGCUGCCGCCGACAGGGCUCGCGCUCAGGCGAUGAAGCAGGCUGGUUCCAUGGGCGAGCGUGCUGGCAGAUCCUCUUUCAGCAUAACCAACGCUGUCGUUACUUACACUGCCCAAGUUGGUGUCGGCAGCCCCGCCACUGAGUACACACUCCUCAUUGAUACGGGCAGCUCCAACACCUGGAUUGGUGCAAACACUCCAUACAAUCCCACUAUCACUAGUGUGGAUACUGGCAGUACUGUUGCAGUGUCUUAUGGUUCCGGUAGUUUCUCGGGAGGAGAAUACACGGACACCGUUACUUUGAGCACUGGUCUGGUCAUUACCGAACAAUCCAUCGGAGUUGCGAGCAACUCAGAAGGCUUCGGAGACGUGGAUGGAAUUCUCGGAGUCGGACCGACUGACCUGACGUAUGGCACCAUUUCUGACCUUGAGACAGCCCCCACUGUCACAGACAACCUCUACAGCCAAGGUUUCAUAGGCGUUGAGGCACUCGGAAUUUACUUUGUUCCUACCACUGCCUCUGAUGAUGCCGGCGAGCUCACCUUUGGUGGGCACGAUAGCUCAAAGAUAACGAGCUCAGUGACUUACGUCCCUCUCACGACUACGUCACCUGCUAGUGAUUACUGGGGUAUCGACCAGUCUAUUUCCUAUGGACGUUCCACCAUUUUGUCUGAGACUGCUGGUAUUGUCGACACCGGCACGACUCUCGUUCUCAUUGCCUCCGAUGCGUUCAGCGCGUACCAGACUGCCACUGGUGCUGUGAUGGACGAGGCCACUGGUCUCCUGAUGAUCACCUCAAGUCAGUAUGCUAAGCUGCAAGCCCUGACCUUCAAGAUUGGUAGCAAAACCUACGAACUGACCCCCAACGCCCAAAUUUGGCCGCGUUCCCUCAACGCUGACAUAGGCGGCAGCAGUGACAACAUCUACCUUAUUGUUUCUGAUAUCGGAAGCGACUCUGGUUCUGGAUUGGACUUCAUCAACGGUUACACAUUCCUUCAACGCCACUACUCUGUUUUCGACACCACCAACAACCAAGUCGGCUUCGCAACCACCUCAUACACUGAUGAUACGAGCAACUAA